This is a messenger RNA of Toxotes jaculatrix (banded archerfish), 7131 nucleotides long. RefSeq names its product uveal autoantigen with coiled-coil domains and ankyrin repeats b (gene uacab). Gene Ontology annotation, molecular function: actin binding. The record is from RefSeq and is a predicted model, not a curated record. The coding region runs from base 133 to 4299 and encodes 1388 amino acids. NCBI's taxonomy places the organism in Eukaryota, Metazoa, Chordata, Actinopteri, Toxotidae. The transcript is spliced from 19 exons.
GAAACUCGCUCUGUGAGGAAAAGGGGACAGAUGAAAGUAACUUCGUCUGAACUUUCUGGAAAGUUUUCUGCAGUAUUUAUGUACACGUUCACCAAAGGAAACUUCUAGCACCAGGAACCAACACGUUACAAGAUGAAGAGUCUAAAGUAUCGAUUGAAAAAGCACGAAGUUACAAUCACAAAUACAGACUGGAACAAGUAUGAUGACCGGCUGAUGAAGGCCGUGGAGCGUAGUGAGGUGGACAAGGUGGCUGCUGUUCUCAGCAAGAAGGGCAUCAUCCCCACCAAGCUCGAUGUGGAAGGACGCUCUGCGUUUCAUUUGGCUGCAACACGAGGACACCUGGACUGUCUCAAUCUCAUCCUGGGACAUAAUGUUGAUGUCACUGCAACUGAUGCCACAGGGAAAAAUGCUCUUCAUCUGGCUUCAAGAAAUGGACAUUCUCUGUGUGUGCAGAAACUCUUGCAGCACAACUGUCCAGUUGGAAAUGUGGACCUACAAGGAAGAACAGCUCUACAUGAUGCUGUGAUGGCAGGCUGCUCGUCCAGCGUGAAACUUCUCUGUGACAGCGGGGCUUCUGUGAAUGCCACUGAUUUUGAUGGGAGGACACCUCUGGUGCUUGCAACCCAAAUGUGCCAUUCACGCAUCUGUCAGCUGCUGCUGGAGCGAGGGGCUGAUAUCACCAUACGGGACAAGCAAAACAAGACAGCGCUGAUUCUGGGCUGUGAGUAUGGCUGUAAGGAUGCAGUGGAGGUGUUGCUGAAAAGUGGUGCUGACGUGAAGGCAGUUGACGGCUUGGGUCAUGAUGCGUUUCACUACGCUCGCCUCAGCAAAAACCCAGAGCUUGUCGCGAUGGUUAAAAGUUACCUGGAAAAAGCAACCAGAGAUAAAGAGGCUGCAAAGAAGGAACAGUGGAAGCGUCAGCAUUCAGUGGAGAGAUCAGAGGCAACUGAGGCUAACAGAAGGGAUCAGAUCAUACAUGACCUGGAGAGGCAGAACGAUACCUUGCAGGAAAGUCUCAGGAAGUACCACCAGGAGCAGAGAACCCUGUUAGAUAAGGUCAACAUGCUACAGGAGCAGCUCACAAAGGAAAAAAUGACUGCGGAAGAUACUCAGAGAGAGAAGGAGCAUUUGAAGGUGCUACUCAGUGCCAAAGAAAGAGAAGAAGGGGCUCGAGGCCUGGAGACUGUCAAGGUCCAGCUCCGGAGUACUUUGGGGGACUAUUCUGGACAGUCUGUUAUCAAAGGCAAAGAAAACAUUUUGGUCAAACAAUCUCACAGCCUGGAUUCUGAUCAGAUGCUCCAGAAUCCUGCCAUGUCACGUUCACUGUCCAGACCUCCAGAGAAGAGUCAGCCAGCUGUAGGCUUGGACCUCUCUCGUGAACUGGGUGCACUUCAACAUGAACUUGAGACGGUUAAGAGAAGACAGCAGGCAGCAGAGGAGGAGACAGCGCGGCUUCAGUCUGCCCUUAACCGUAAAAAUCGAGAGUGCCAAGAACUGGUUCAGAGCCGAGACACCAUCCAGAGACAGGCUGACAAACAGGUUCAAGAACUCGAGGACGCCUUGGGAGAUGUCCAGAAGAGGAUGCUGGACUCUGAGUGUAAGGUCAAACAGCUGCAAGCCCAUGUAGUCGCUGUUAAGGAGCACUUAGGAGGCCAGGCGACAGAAGACCUACGUAUCCAGCUCCAGGAUAUCAAGGCCAAGUAUGAAGGUGCUUCAGCUGAAGUGGGUCGCGUUCGUAACCGUCUCAAACAGAGCGAGAAGGCCUUGGAGGAAUACAAGUCCAGCGAAAGCCAGCUAGCAGCUGAGGCAGAAAGGCUGAACCAAGAGGUGGGAGCUCUGACGGCAGAACGAGAUGAACUUGCAGAAACCCUUUUAGAAAUGGAAAACCAGUUGAAGGAGACCCAGACUAAACAUGGCAACACGGUACCUGCGGAGAAAUUUGACAACAUGAAAAACCUGCUGACCAAUGCGGUUGAUGAGAAGGAACGACAGCUCGCCGAGCUGAGGGAAGACUACGACCGUGUGCUGGAGGAGGUGGCAGAGCUUCAUCGAAAGCUGGACAGUCCGUCAUCCCAGGGAGGAUCAGGGGCAAUAUCUGCUGAGGAGCAACAGAAGAUACGGGCAGCUCUCGAAGAGCAGAAUGCUUCACUGAAAAGGAAACUGGUGGAUGUGACUGCCAAAAGCCAGGCUCUAAUUCAGGAGGUGGAGGAGAGUGAGGAGGAGAGAGAUAUACUACGAGAACAGCUGGAUGAGCUCAACAGCAGGAUUGAGAUUGACUUUAUACCCAUAAAGGACCACGAGGAAGCUCGGAGUAACAUGGUAGCAGCUUUGGAGGAGCUAGAGGACAAACUGGUGGAAGCCAGUGAACGUUACGGAAAAGCAGAGGGACAAGUCCAGCAGUUUCAGACCGAGAGGGCAACGCUGCAGGAGAAUAUCAGGAGUCUCCAAAAUACCAGUGAGAGACACCAGAGUGAAAUGAUAGAUCAGAGGUCUCAGAAUGCGGAUCUGAUGAAGAAACUUGAACUAUUGCAGAAGAGAUGUGAAGACAGAGAUAAAGAGUGUGUACAGCUGACCACACAGAGUCAGACUCUGAAACAGAGCUUGGAGGGAGAGUAUGUUCCCAGACAGCAGCACGAGCAAGUGAAGAUGGAGUUAAGUUCCACGUUAGAGAGUGUUAAGGCUGAGAUGUUGAAGAUGGAGGCCAAGGAAAAAGAAAGUGGGGAAGAAUUGAAGAAUGUGAAAGAAAGAAAUGAGAAGUUGAAAGAAGAGUUGGAAAAAGUUCUGUUGGAGAUGAAGAAGUACUAUAUAAGCACAGGAGACCACCAGGCUAUCACAGACAAACUGAAUGCUGCUGUGGUUGAGGCAGAGAAUAGAACAAAAGAAGUGUCAGCAAUGUAUGUUUUGGCCCAGGAGGAAACUGUAAGGCUUAACCAAGAAUUAGAGGCCCAGAAGAGAGAACUUGAUACCAUACAGGAGGCUAUUCAGUCUAAGUUUGUCCCACUGACAGCAGCUGAGGAGAAAGAGCACUCUUACAGUGCCCAGGUAGAGGAGUUGACAGUCAAGCUUUUGGAAAUGGAAGAGAAGUAUAACAAAGAAAGGUCUUCUGGAGAGAGCAACAGACAGGAGAAAGAGAAACUAAAACUCGAGAUUGAAUCUGUUCAACAAAGACUAGACACUGCUGUAGUUACUGGUGAAAAGCACAGGAAAGUGGAGGAAGAGUUCAUGGGUAAACUUGAGGAGUUGACUCAGAAGUUGGUCAGCUUAGAGCAGCAGCACAAGGAGGUUACACUUCAGAACUCUGAUCUUCAAGACCAGAAUGCCCUCUGCGACACUCAGAUCCAGAACCUUCAGGAGCGUCUGAAAUCAGAGUUGACUCGAAUAGCAACAUAUGACACAGAGCUUAAAGCCCUCCACGAUGCCAUGCAGCAAGCCCAGGCUGAUUGCAAGAAAGCGAGAGAGGCUCAGCAGGAGGAGGCCCAAAGGGUUUGUGCCUUACAGAAAGAACUGCAGGAACGCCGUGGGGAUCAGGCUUCUCUGCUGCAACAACACGCCAAGGCAAAGGAAGCCCUGGAGGCUGAAGUCGCUAAGCUUCAAAUGGCUCUCCGUGAAGAGGAGGAAAACAGCGCCCAGAGGGCUGAAGAUGUGUCUGCCCUGCAAUCUGAGCUCCUUCAAGCCACACAGGCUCUCGAGGAGAUUCGCUAUAAGGAAGACCAAAUGAACCAGCUGAAGAAGGAGAAGCAACAGCUGGAGGAGGAGGUCGCCAACCUAAGCAACAAACUACUGAGUUUAGCUGAAGAGUGUGAAGAUGCCCAUCAGGAGGCUAAACAAGCAAGGGAGGGUGAGAGCAGUGUCAGGACUGAGAUGGAGGCUGUUCAAGAGAAGGGACAAGCCAUUGAAAGAGAAAUUAGAGAGCUCAAAGAGAGAUAUGAUGAGUCGCUCAGCACCAUCUGCGAUCUUCAGAAGAGGAUUCAGACAUCAGCUCAGCAGACUGAAGCCAAAGACAAGAAGAUCACAGAGUUGCUGACAGACGUUGAGCGAUUGAAGCAGGCACUGAACGGUCUGUCUCAGCUGGCAUACACGAGUAACACGCCCAAUAAGAGACAGACGCAGCACAUUGACACACUCCAAGCCCAGAUCAAGAGCCUACAGCAGCAGCUGGCUGAUGCUGAGAGGCAACACAGGGAGGUGGUUUCAAUUUAUCGAACUCACCUUCUCAGUGCAGCGCAGGGCCACAUGGAUGAGGACGUUCAAGCUGCCUUACUACAGAUCAUCCGCAUGAGACAGGGGUUUGUGUGUUAAAGCUUCCUCCGACAAACCACAGUGCUACCUGCUGACUCAGAUUCACCAUUUUCAAAUCCCCUUGCUGCAAAGUGUCCCUGCUGUGGCCCCUGUGGGUGCUCAGUGUGUGUUUGUGUGUUUGUCUUUUGGCAAAAUGUCUCCAAACAGGCCGUUCUGAAAUCCACUUUGUUGCAGCAUGGAAGUACUUUGGUUCCCAAAUAUCUAACUCUGUGUUGUGGGUACAGGUGAAUAACGGUGGGUUUUAUUGGUGCAAAUGUGAUAAUUCAUCUUCAAUAGAAACACAGCAAAUGAAAAUUCUGUUUAUUUAAAUUGCUUUUGUAUCACUUAAAGCCAAUGUCCUGUAUCAAAAUAACCAGAAAAAUCAUCUGUGUACUCUUUAGGCAGAAAUGUUUUUCAGUUGCUGGUAAAGUGUGUGAAAAUGCGAUUCAAACACUUUUCUGUUAAAUCUUUUAUAAAUGAUAAUUCAAAUCUCUGCAUUUUUUUGUGGGUUUAACCCAUUAUAUUCAGCAAUUUGGAAGUUAUUUGAAAUAUGGGUCCCUUUCAUAGAUUACUUGAAAUGCUCAGCUGAAAUGUAAAAUGGACACAAAGACCACUUUUCACAUUCCCACCUGACAGUCAGCUCUCAUACAUGAUGUUUUCGUAUUUAAAAGCAAUUUUUUGCUAGCAUUAUAAGGAUGCGUUCACAUUUUUUCCAAGUUGACCUUAUUACAGUUCUCGCAUGCCUGUGCAUUAUGUACAUUGAAUGUGUUAUUUGAUGCUAUAAUCAGUCCUCCUGUCCACGCUGAUAGAGAAGAGAUCCCCUCCUAACAUGGUUUCAGUACAGUGUUGAGUUGAAGUAUGCCAGGAUUAAUGACAGUGGCUAAUCCAUAUCUGGUAAACUAUCUAAUAUCAACAAGUCAAAAUGUCAAACAUGUCAAAAAUAUACUAUGUUCAAAGUUUAGGUGGAUUUAUUAAUGUAUACACAAGAUAAAAUGUGGUCAUAUUUAUUUUAUGUACAUGUCUAAAACGCAUUUCUGCUGGCAUUGAAUUAGUCAUGUAGGACAUGUGUAGGGUCUUUGAUAAUCUUAAAUGCUUUUUUCUAGUUGACAAAAGGAUGUAGACCAGCAAGUAAAUAAGUAAGUUAAAAUCAUUUCAGUAAGAGAAACAAAACGUCAAUACUUUCUGCCCUAAAGGUGUUUAAUUUGCAUAUGCAGUAGAGACACAGCUGAGUCUUCCUUGCAGUGACAUCUGUAUUUUCAUUGUGAGAAAGGCUCAUUUUAGUCUGAAAUUUCUUCUUUGGUUUCCCUGCCCGUGUUUCCCUGCACAUAAACAAAAAGGAUUUUUUUUCUUUUUUUUAUUUACUAAAAUAACUAACUUCUGAGGAUACUUAAACUGUCUCAGAGUUUCCUUGGAGUUGUCCAUCUCUUUUCCAUCUCUUACACUGGAAUAGCAUUAGAAAGGAUUCUCCUCACAGCUGGUAUGGACAGGAGGAACCAUUACAACAAAGAGAUAUGAGCUUGUGAGUACAGUAUUAACACAAAGUUGAAAACGUGUGAACCUCUCCUUUAACCUUGUUCUUGCCAGUUGUAACACUUCAUCUACUUUCUUGAGACGUUUGACUCGGACUGUACUCAUUUUGUGGCACAGUUAUCGUCUGCUGGAGGUCCAAACUGUCUGCUGUUUUCAGAAUAAUCCAAAUACCAAAGACCUGAAGUUCAUCCAAAUCUAAAAACUACUUGCCAUUUUGGUAGAUGGUAGACAGUUUGUGGUAGAUUUGGGAGAGCUCUCAGUUGUGCCUCUCACACAGUCUGGUUACAUGAGUCCGUGCAUUGGUUAUGCUGGAUUUGAGUCAUGGAGGUGUGGAGUGGAGAUCUCUUGCUGUGUCCUACAGUUUGCAGUGGCACGUCGUCCUUUUUGUUGAAACCAGAGUGUCCUCUAGUGGUGAGACUUGGCAGGCCAAGUUAAUAGAAAUUGUAAUAAUCAGUGCGGCCCAGGGGUAGGCAGUAGUUGUUUUUGGAGGCUGUAAUAUCUGCAUGCUUGUUCUGAACACUAGUGAAAUUAAUUAUAAAUCAUAAAGAGAGCUGAUAGAAUAUGAAGCAUGAAAUGUGAAUGUAAAACUAAACUGACAGAGCUUAACUACUAAUAUCUGUUGCUUUGCAUUAUACAUUUAAACCAUGUCCCAGCUAAAGCUUGACUUUAUGUAGAACCUAAUUUAUGCAGCAGUGGACUUUGCAGCUCUCCCAGAGCAACGGUUGCUUACCCCUGAGCCAGCUCUUUGUGACUCUUGAUGGUGUAGUGUAGUGGUGUUGUGAUUGUUGAGCGAGUCUCUUGUGCCUUUACACUGAUAUAUUUUUCAUAGCUUUGUACUACUUUAAUUACUGUACUACAGUGUGACAAUUCUGAUAUUCAGCAGGUCUGGAAGUAGAACGGCACAAAACACGUUCAUGGUAACAUUUACUGUCGGAUGCCAUGUGAGAGGAAUAGAGCGGUGGAUAGCCAACCCCUUCACAAAUAGUUAUUUGAAGCACUCCCGUCUUUAACUCUCAGCUAAAACACCAAGUAAAAUUUAUUGCUCUCUGUUUUUAUACUUUGGCCAAAAGCUCUGUUUACACCAACAGGUAGUUAAUGAAAACCAUACCUCUUGCAUUUUAUCAUGCAAAUGUUCAGGAUUAACACUCAUUUUAUUUUUUGGGGGAUAUUUCUUACUGUUCUCCCUCUACUGUUAACAUAGAAUCCAAUUAAAUCUCUAAAUACAUAAACUGUAUACCAAACUGUUUAAAUUGGUUGUUUUCUUUGGCAAUAAUAUUUGUGUUUGUGACUCAAUAAUACAAAAUCAAUAAAAGUGCCUAACAU